Molecule: messenger RNA, 2013 nt
Organism: Pantherophis guttatus
Lineage: Eukaryota; Metazoa; Chordata; Lepidosauria; Squamata; Colubridae
Gene: TUBE1
Product: tubulin epsilon 1
Biological process (GO): microtubule-based process
Cellular component (GO): microtubule
Molecular function (GO): GTP binding
Source: RefSeq, a predicted model, not a curated record
UCCAAACGGAGCGGCGGGGGAACAGAGGGAGGUGGGGAGACUAGUAUCUUUCAGGCGCGACCUGCGUGAGACACGAGACCGGCGCGAGCAGCAGUUAUGACACAGUCUGUAGUAGUCCAGGUGGGUCAAUGCGGAAACCAAAUAGGCUGCCGUUUUUGGGAUCUGGCGUUACGUGAACACGCGACUGUUAAUAAGAAAGGACUUUAUGAUGAAGCAUUAAGCAGUUUCUUUAGAAAUGUGAACACUAGAACAGAUGGUGACAGUGCUGACAUUUCCAGAGGAAAAAUCUGUUCCUUAAAAGCACGUGCUCUACUGAUUGACAUGGAAGAGGGUGUAGUGAAUGAAAUUCUUCAGGGGCCAUUAAGAGAGGUGUUUGAUAGCAAACAGCUGAUCACAGAUGUUUCUGGCUCAGGGAACAAUUGGGCUGUGGGUCACAAUGUAUAUGGAUGUCAGUACCGAGAGCAUAUUGUUGAAAAAUUGAGGAAAACUGCAGAGCACUGUGACUGUCUGCAAUGCUUCUUUGUUAUUCAUUCAAUGGGAGGGGGAACAGGAUCUGGUCUUGGUACAUUUUUACUAACAGUACUCGAAGAUGAAUUUCCAGAAGUAUAUAGAUUUGUGACUUCAGUUUAUCCAUCACGUGAGGAUGAUGUCAUCACAUCUCCAUAUAACAGUGUAUUGGCUAUGAAGGAACUCAGUGAACAUGCUGACUGUGUAUUACCAAUUGAAAAUGAAUCUUUAUUUGACAUAGUUAGUAAAAUUAACCAGAUGACCAACUCUGGAAAGCUAGGAUCGACUGUAAAACAAAGCAGCUUGGUGACUUCGAGUACAGGUGGAAUAAAACAUCUUCAAGAAAAACCUUUUGAUGCUAUGAACAACAUUGUGGCUAAUUUACUAUUGAACUUGACCAGCUCUGCUAGAUUUGAAGGAUCUCUUAAUAUGGAUCUUAAUGAAAUCAGCAUGAACUUGGUUCCCUUUCCUCGACUUCAUUAUCUAGUUUCCAGUUUAACUCCUCUUUAUACUCUGGCUGAUGUUAAUGUGCCUUCUCGAAGGUUGGAUCAAAUGUUUUCUGAUGCUUUUAGCAAAGAACACCAGCUGUUACGAGCUGAUCCAAGACAUAAUUUGUACCUUGCUUGUGCCCUCUUAGUCAGAGGAAACGUACAAGUUUCAGAUCUUCGUAGAAAUAUUGAACGGUUGAAGCCUUCACUUCAGUUUGUAUCCUGGAAUCAAGAAGGAUGGAAAACUGGUUUAUGUUCAGUACCUCCAGUUGGCCAUUCCCAUUCUUUGUUGGCACUGGCAAAUAACACCUGCAUUAAACCAACUUUCAUUGAACUCAAAGAGAGAUUCAUGAAGUUGUACAAGAAAAAGGCUCACCUUCAUCAUUACCUACAUGUUGAUGGGAUGGAUCAGAACUGUUUCUCUGAAGCACUUUCAUCGCUGUCAAAUUUAAUAGAGGACUAUAAUCAGCUUGAAGCUGCUAACAGUGGCCCUACAGUAGAUCCACCAAGAUUGAAGAUCGUGAUGUAGCAAUGCAGGGAUAGAGCAGGAAAAAAAAUCAAUAUUUGCAAAAACUGCACAUGCAGUCUAACCCAUGGUGAGUACUGAAUUCAGUUGGGAAGAUGUAAGACCAGUUCUGGCUGAUAAAUUCUUAACAAUGAUCUUUUGUGACAAUCAGAAGUACUGUUACUCUUGAAAGACAGUGGAAACAUUCAAUCUGCCCAACAGUUUCGUAAAAUAUUUUUAUAUCUUGCACAGAGGCUGUACGGAGAUUGGAUAAUGCAAAUCUCAAUUUUCAUAUUGUGAAAUGCACUUUUAUCUUAAGCACUGUUUAUUUUUGUAUGUAUAUUUUUUGAAAUGAGCACAUUUUGAAUAUAAAUAUUUCUCAUUAUAUUUUUAUUAAUACUUUAAUAAAUGUAAAAAAAAUCCCUUGUGUUGAACUUGGAAUGUGUUGACCUCUGUGGUUCGUUGCAGACAGAAAUCCCAAUGUGAAGUAAAAACUGUCUAGUCUAAAACCCA